AUGCUUAGAACAAGUCUAAUAAGAAGAUACGCUACAUUACCACCAAAUGCUUUGAAACCAGCUUUCGGUGCACCAAACAAAGCUGCUGCAAAGGCGUUCAGAGACUCAAUAGAGGCUACUGAAAACCAUGCUAAAGAUACCUCGAAAUUAUGGAUGAAGAUUACCAUGUGGGUUGCUGUCCCUGCUAUCCUUUUAACUGGGGUCAAUACAUGGUUUGUCGAAAAGGAACAUUACGAACAUAGAAAGCAUUUGGAACAUGUUCCAGAUUCUGAAUGGCCAAAGGAUUACGAAUUCCAAAAUAUGAGACAAAAGCCAUAUUUUUGGGGUGAUGGUGAUAAGACUUUGUUCUGGAACCCUGUCGUUAAUAGACACAUAAACCAUGAUGAUGACUAA
Naumovozyma castellii is the source of this 393-nucleotide messenger RNA. It is a transcript of the gene COX13, whose product is annotated as cytochrome c oxidase subunit VIa. Lineage: Eukaryota; Fungi; Ascomycota; Saccharomycetes; Saccharomycetales; Saccharomycetaceae. The transcript has a single exon. The record is from RefSeq and is a predicted model, not a curated record. Bases 1 to 393 code for a protein of 130 amino acids.